This is a messenger RNA of Colletotrichum fioriniae, 639 nucleotides long. The record is from RefSeq and is a predicted model, not a curated record. NCBI's taxonomy places the organism in Eukaryota, Fungi, Ascomycota, Sordariomycetes, Glomerellales, Glomerellaceae.
AUGGUCAAAUGGUUUAGUCUUGCUGCCUUUGACAUCAUUAGCGACCUGGCGUUUGGCCAGGCGGCUGGGUGUCUAGACGAUGCAUCCCAACCGUGGUUGCAAGUCAUUGGUGCUCGAGCGCAGGGAAUCGUCCGAUACCAGUUCGCUAUCUACUAUGGACUUGAAGCCUGGCUAGAAUGGCUCGCUCCAAAGGCCCAGAAGCUCGCUCUGAAGAGACAUGGAGAGUUGACUGCCGGCAAGGUCAAACGUCGACUUCAGCAAUCCGAUAACAAAAGAGAUUUUAUGAGUUACAUCUUGGAAAACCCACAAGCCGACCUCAGCAAUGCCGAUUUGGUUAGGAUGGCGUCAGCUUUCAUUGUCGCAGGCAGCGGCACAACGGCUACUGCACUUUCUGGCAUCACCUUCUACUUGUGUAGCAACCCGAAGACGUACACGGCACUAUCGGAAGAGAUCAGAACAACAUUUCAGACCGAAGAUGAGAUAUCAAUUGCAUCGACAGGGGAGUUGAAACAUCUUAAGGCCGUCAUCGAAGAAGGGCUGAGGAUAUACCCCCCCAGCCCAAGCGCUCUGCCGAGAUUUGUACCUGGAAUCGGUGAGGAAAUUGACGGAAGAUGGGUGCCUGGAGGCAGCGAUGGCUAG